This is a messenger RNA of Triplophysa rosa, 5321 nucleotides long. RefSeq names its product tankyrase, TRF1-interacting ankyrin-related ADP-ribose polymerase a (gene tnksa). Lineage: Eukaryota; Metazoa; Chordata; Actinopteri; Cypriniformes; Nemacheilidae. The coding region runs from base 19 to 3822 and encodes 1267 amino acids. Gene Ontology annotation, molecular function: NAD+ poly-ADP-ribosyltransferase activity; protein binding. The transcript is spliced from 28 exons. The record is from RefSeq and is a predicted model, not a curated record.
GGGGAUCUGUGUGCGAAAAUGGCGACGUCUCGUCGCACUUCCCAGCAGCAGCAGCAACAACAACAAAACUUAUCAUCGCCUCCGAGACCGGGAUCUAGUCCUCAUACGCCCCCCGAAUCACCCCCGGACACUGGCAGAUCUGCUGCCGGUGCUGAGCCGGAGAGUCUCGGGGACCCGGAGAUCACUCCCGAAACCUCCGCUCCGCUCCUUAGCACCACCACCAGCAGCAGCAGCAGCAGCAGCACCACCACUAGCCCCAGCAGCACUAGCUCAUCUACCACCGGCGGGGGCAGUAGUGCGGGAUCCACUCCCGACUCCGGUAGUGCCAGUCCUGGAGGCAGCGGCUGCGGGACGAGUGGGGCUUUUAGGGAGCUGUUUGAGGCCUGCAGGAAUGGGGACGUGUCCCGGGUAAAAAAACUUGUGGAUUCGGUCAAUGUAAACGCGAAGGACAUGGCCGGUCGCAAGUCCACCCCGCUUCACUUCGCUGCAGGUUUUGGAAGGAAAGAUGUUGUGGAGCAUCUUCUGCAGACGGGGGCGAAUGUGCAUGCGCGAGACGAUGGAGGUUUGAUUCCGUUGCACAACGCCUGUUCCUUCGGUCACGCCGAGGUGGUCAGUUUGCUGCUUUGUCAGGGGGCCGAUCCAAACUCCAGAGACAACUGGAAUUACACUCCGCUCCAUGAAGCUGCCAUCAAGUGUAAAAUAGACGUUUGCAUCGUGCUGCUCCAACACGGCGCCGAUCCAAACAUCCGCAACACAGAUGGGAAGUCUGCCCUGGACCUGGCUGACCCAUCCGCCAAAGCCGUGCUGACCGGCGAAUACAAGAAGGACGAACUCCUGGAAGCUGCGAGGAGCGGAAAUGAAGAGAAGCUCAUGGCUCUGCUCACGCCGUUGAACGUCAACUGCCACGCCAGCGACGGUCGUAAGUCAACAUCUCAAAAAAUGCUGUCCACUCCACUGCACCUGGCGGCUGGAUACAACCGGGUCCGGAUAGUUCAGCUUCUGCUGCAACAUGGCGCUGAUGUUCAUGCCAAGGAUAAAGGUGGUCUUGUUCCUUUACACAACGCUUGCUCGUAUGGACACUAUGAAGUUACAGAGCUACUGCUGAAGCACGGAGCGUGCGUCAACGCCAUGGACCUAUGGCAGUUCACCCCUUUGCACGAGGCUGCCUCGAAGAAUCGCGUGGAGGUUUGUUCGCUACUGCUAAGUCAUGGAGCUGACCCCACGCUGGUCAACUGUCAUGGGAAGAGCGCGGUGGACAUGGCCCCGACCCCAGAGCUCAAAGAGAGGCUCACAUACGAGUUUAAGGGUCACUCUCUGCUCCAGGCCGCACGGGAGGCAGAUAUGACAAAGGUGAAAAAGACCCUGGCUCUGGAGAUCAUCAACUUCAAGCACCCGCAGACGCAUGAGACAGCACUGCACUGUGCCGUCGCCUCACCCCACCCGAAAAGAAAACAGGUUGCUGAACUGCUGCUACGGAAAGGAGCCAACGUCAUCGAAAAGAACAAAGAUUUCAUGACGCCUCUCCAUGUGGCAGCAGAACGGGCGCACAAUGACAUUAUUGAGGUGCUGCAGAAACAUGGGGCGAAGAUUAAUGCCGUAGACACACUGGGCCAGACGGCAUUGCAUCGAGCGGCUCUGGCUGGACACUUGCAGACGUGCAGGCUGCUGUUGAGUUAUGGAGCCGACCCGGCCAUCGUCUCUCUGCAGGGCUUCACGGCCGCGCAGAUGGGAAACGAAGCUGUGCAACAGAUUCUGAACGAAAACAUUCCAGUGAGGAACUCAGAUGUGGAUUAUAGACUUUUAGAAGCAGCGAAAGCUGGAGACUUGGACACUGUGAAGCAACUUUGCUCCCCUCAGAAUGUGAACUGUCGAGACCUGGAGGGCCGACACUCCACGCCGCUCCACUUCGCCGCCGGCUACAAUCGAGUGGCUGUGGUGGAGUACCUGCUGCACCACGGCGCAGACGUCCACGCCAAAGAUAAAGGUGGUUUGGUGCCUCUGCAUAAUGCCUGCUCGUAUGGACAUUACGAGGUAGCGGAGCUCCUGGUGAGGCACGGCGCUUCCGUCAACGUUGCCGAUCUGUGGAAGUUCACCCCGUUGCAUGAAGCCGCGGCUAAGAGCAAAUACGAGAUCUGCAAACUGCUUCUGAAGCACGGAGCAGACCCCACCAAGAAGAAUCGGGAUGGAAACACUCCGCUGGAUAUGGUGAAGGAGGGAGACACAGAUAUCCAGGACUUGCUGAGGGGAGAUGCAGCGCUUUUGGACGCCGCCAAAAAAGGCUGCCUGGCCCGGGUCCAAAAACUGUGCAGCUUGGAGAACAUCAACUGCAGAGAUACGCAGGGGCGCAACUCCACUCCCCUGCACCUGGCAGCUGGCUAUAAUAAUCUGGAGGUGGCGGACUAUUUACUUGAGCAUGGCGCAGAUGUCAAUGCGCAGGACAAAGGUGGCCUUAUUCCUCUCCACAACGCGGCCUCUUACGGGCAUGUAGAUAUCGCCGCCCUGCUGAUCAAAUACAACACUUGUGUAAAUGCCACCGAUAAAUGGGCGUUCACGCCGCUUCACGAGGCUGCGCAGAAGGGCCGCACACAGCUAUGCGCUUUACUGCUGGCACACGGGGCCGACCCCACCAUGAAGAACCAGGAGGGCCAGACACCGCUGGACUUGGCCACGGCUGAUGAUAUCCGGGCACUGCUUGUUGAUGCCAUGCCACCUGAAGCUCUGCCCAGCUGUUUCAAGCCUCAGGCUACAGUUGUCAGUGCCUCUGUCAUAUCUCCAGCCUCUACGCCCUCCUGCCUAUCCGCCGCCAGCAGUAUAGACAAUCUGGCCGGGCCCCUGGCAGAGCUGACUGUACCUGGAGCCUCAGGCCCUGCUGAUGGAGCCACUGGAUCAGAGAGGAGAGAGGGAGAAAUUGCAAUUCUGGACAUGAACAUCAGUCAGUUUCUCAAGAGCUUGUGUUUGGAGCACAUGCGGGAUAUUUUCGAGCGAGAACAGAUCACCCUGGAUGUGCUGGCUGAUAUGGGACACGAGGAGCUCAAGGAGAUCGGGAUCAAUGCGUACGGGCACAGACACAAACUUAUCAAAGGCAUUGAGAGGCUGCUGGGCGGUCAACAAGGUGCCAACCCAUACCUGACAUUCCACUGUGCAAGUCACGGCACGGUGCUGAUCGACUUGGCCACUGAUGAUAAAGAAUUUCAGUCCGUAGAAGAGGAACUGCAAAGUACGAUCAGAGAGCACAGGGAUGGUGGUAAUGCUGGAGGGGUUUUCAGCAGGUACAACAUCCUAAAAAUUCAAAAGGUGGUGAACAAGAAAUUAAGGGAAAGAUACACACACAGACAGAAGGAGAUCGCAGACGAGAACCACAACCACCACAACGAGCGCAUGCUCUUUCACGGGUCACCAUUCAUCAAUGCCAUCAUCCACAAAGGCUUUGAUGAGAGGCAUGCUUAUAUAGGGGGAAUGUUCGGGGCUGGGAUCUACUUCGCAGAAAAUUCCUCAAAAAGCAACCAGUAUGUCUACGGCAUCGGAGGAGGGACGGGUUGCCCGGCACAUAAAGACCGGUCCUGUUAUAUCUGUCACAGGCACAUGUUGUUCUGUCGGGUGACUCUGGGUAAAUCCUUCUUGCAGUUCAGUGCCAUGAAAAUGGCCCACGCCCCUCCGGGUCACCAUUCCGUCAUCGGUCGACCAAGCGUCAAUGGCUUAGCCUAUGCCGAAUAUGUCAUCUACAGAGGGGAACAGGCCUACCCAGAGUACCUCAUCACAUACCAGAUCAUCAAGCCAGAAAGCACACCUCCAUCCCCAGCAGCAGAGCAGCAGAAAUCCUGAACAUCAGCAGGGCCCAUGAAGACCACUCAGACUGUUUCCUAAACAUUUCAUACACACGCUUCAGACAUCUGCCCACUUCCUCUGCCCUGUCAGGAUAAAAGGAUUCAUACUUACCCAUAAUCCUCUGCGCUGCCUCUUUUAUUUGGCGUUUCUUUUCCCAUGAGUGUUUACAAGAAAGAGUUGCCUUGGUCAGCUGUGUUCUGACUCUCUGUAGUCUUUUUCAAGUCAGGAUAUCAGUCCCACACUGUUUCAGGGCUAACAGGAAGGAGAGAAAUAUUUCUUUUGAGCUUCGUGACAGACAACAAGUGACCUCUUUCCCAUCAUUAUGCUCAAUUUAACACUGUUUAACAAGCAUUACAAUUUAUUAUGCUUCCUUUAUUUGAAAUUGUUUCACUAUUACUGUGAUUUGUUGUUUUAUUAUUUUCCACAAUGUAAGUCACACUAAGAAAAUGGACCACGUCUCGUUUAUACUUCAAAGGGGCCCGAUAUCUUAUUCACGGCUCUUUUCUCGUCAUUUUUCUUCAUGCAUUGUUACAUUAAAAGCCUUAGAGGGUUUUUGAGAGCAAACCGAAUGUUAAUUCGGAGACCAGUACUGAAAGGCCUUUGACAGCAAAAUAGAAAAAACGUACAUGCUCGGUACUCAUGUUUUUACAUUUCUUUGCACAGGAAUACUAUUCAGAAUGUUUCAUUUAAUUGCCAUAGCCCAAUCAGAAAAUCCAUUUUUAAGAAUUUGCACUUUUAAGCAGGACUUAAGUUAUUCAAAAUCAUUUUAAAAUGAUGUAGGAAAACAUGUCCAGUAAUGUACAGGUUGUGUAAUGGACAAUGCCUUUGUAUAGCUUUUAAUGUUGUUUACUGAUGCAGAGUGGGUUUAAUAGUACUGUAAAGGAAGUGGGAAUUAUUUCUUUCCUUCUAUAUUUUCGGAUAAUCCUUGACUAAGUGACUUUGGUCUCACUAUGUUUUAGAUCACAACCACCUGAAUUCCUAAAUCUUCAUUCCAGUACAGUUGCUCUCGUGCCAGAGAAACGCCUUUUUUCAGAGGAUCUCUGGAACAUUUUUCCUGCUACACACUACUGAUAUAUCAGCAUAUUCACAUUCAUGUUACAGAAUGAUAUGAAGGACAUGUUGUUUGGACGUGGCUCUACCUCUGGAAGUCUCUGCUCUCGAGGAGUUCAUUAGACUUUCAUAAGAUUAGCUGGUUUGAUUGACUUUGCUCAGGUGGGGUUUGUGGUUCUGUAUCUGCUUUACUUCAGGCCAUCGGUGUUCAAACCGGAUUGAGAGACUCAGACAUUUUCUCCUCUCGGUAUGAGCAAAGACUUCAACUGCACAGGAGAGAAACUUUCAUUUCCAACACGAUUUCUCAGUUCUCGGAGUUGUGUUUUUACUUUUCAUUUUCCUGUGAACUUCAAUCAGAUCUAAAACAGCUUUACCAGAGAGAUCUGUGGACUAAUCGAACACUCCUCAAUCAUGUAAAACAGUCUUAAUAAAGUACAUGUCAUAAA